AUGGUCGCACUCAUCCCCCCUCCUGAGCCCCGCACUUUGCUGCCACCUCUACUCGCCUGUCUUCCUACGGCUUUCGUAUCGCCUCAACCCCCUCCGGCUCUGCUGCCCCUCCUGUCUCCCAUUCUACGUCAACGGGUUAAGAUCCUAAGCUCAGUAUCUGCCUCGCCUACCGAAUCAUGGCUUCGACUGCUGUGCUGGGAUGCUGGACAGGCUGAGCGCCUUCAAACAUUGGUGGAUGGCGCAACCUUCGAGCCGCACCCGGUGUCGGGUGAGAUUGAGCUUCCCGAUGAGCUCCCGGUCAGGUACAUGCGUGUGGACGAGGAGACCCUACGGUCGCGCGUGAUCCUUCCCGAAUUCAGCCUGAAGAUCAUCUACCUCUGGUGCCCCGAGGAUCAGGAAGGCGGAGGCCCCGCGUGGCGGGUAGCAGAACUGUUGCCGCAAGAGGGCAACGUCGACGAUGCUGAAGACUGGUCUGUUUCCAUCGGGGAGGCAAACGCUCGCCAGAAAGACCGCCUGCUCGAGGAUGCCCUGAAAGCUGGCGAGGCUGCUGAGCAGGCAAAGAACCAGAAAGAGGAGGAAGAUGAUGACGAUGACUACUGGGCUCAAUACGAUGCAACCCCCGGACGAACUCCAGCAAACAAGACGCCCGCUCCUAAUGCCGUCUCAUCCCUGCAGCAGUCAGAAGCGGAUUACUUUUCUCGCUACGGCGAUGUGCAGCCCGCGUUGGACAACCAUGAUCCUGAGGAGGAACAACCCGAGGUUGGACCAUCCUCCCUCAAUGGCGAUAUGCUGGCCAAACUGCUUCAGCGCCAAUUCAGUGGAGAUGAAGCUGACAAGCCGACCCAUACCUCAAACGGUGUCGCUGCCAAUGGAGAACAUGCUGGCUUGAACCACCCCCGACCCUCUUCCAUCUCGUCUGCGAGCUCCGAAGCCGUGGCCAGGCUCGAACAAGAGGCGGAGAACCAGUCGGCGUAUGAAGUGGGUGUCAAACAGCACAUUGGCUCGAGCAUCAAGGGUCUGUUCCGACUGGCCAAAGCUACAGGCAUCUCGCGCAGCGACUUCCAGUCACUUGUCAAGACGGAACUUGAAUUACUGAACGUGUCGGACGACGACUGA
Messenger RNA from Aspergillus niger, 1116 nucleotides. RefSeq lists its product as uncharacterized. Lineage: Eukaryota; Fungi; Ascomycota; Eurotiomycetes; Eurotiales; Aspergillaceae. The coding region runs from base 1 to 1116 and encodes 371 amino acids. The transcript has a single exon. The record is from RefSeq and is a predicted model, not a curated record.